AUGGACCCCUACUUCAGUUCUGCAGUGUUCCUGAUCCUUUCUUGUUGGCUUUGGAAUGCAGAAUGUCGAGAUUAUAACUUGGUCCUCAGAGUGCCAAAUGGAGGACAGUGGGGAGAAUGGGGGAAAAUGACCAUAUGUUCAAAAGGCUAUGCAAAUGGAUUCUCCUUGAAGGUUCAUUCACCUCAAGGUACUAUUUUAGAUGACACAUCUCUUAAUGGUAUCCGUCUUUAUUGUACAGAGGGUGAAGUGAUUCAAUCUGCUACUGGAAUGUUUGGAGUUUGGGGAGAUGUUGAGAAGUGUUCCGAGGGCAAUUUAAUGUCCUUUGCUCUCCAGGUGGAAGCCCCUCAAGGACCCAGUGAUGACACAGCAGCGAAUAAUAUUAAGUUCACUUGCCAAAGUAAGCAAGUGUUGAAGGGUUCUUCAAAUAAUUGGGGUACUUAUGGUCCAUGGAGUGAUUUCUGCAAAGUUGGGGCCAUAUGUGGUAUCCAGACCAAGAUUGAGCCUUUGAGUACUUUACCUGUUUCUGAUAACACAGGGCUUAAUGAUGUGCAGUUUGUCUGUUGUGAUUGA
Protobothrops mucrosquamatus (brown spotted pit viper) is the source of this 570-nucleotide messenger RNA. Its product is annotated as vitelline membrane outer layer protein 1-like. The record is from RefSeq and is a predicted model, not a curated record. The transcript is spliced from 3 exons. The coding region runs from base 1 to 570 and encodes 189 amino acids. NCBI's taxonomy places the organism in Eukaryota, Metazoa, Chordata, Lepidosauria, Squamata, Viperidae.